CUCUCCUUGUCUCUGUCCCUAUCUUUCUUUGUGUCUUUGUCUUUAAUAUCAUCAUUUUUUUUUUUUUAAACAGAGUCUCUUUGUUUUCACGUCUCCCUUUCUCAGGAUCUCCGUGAUUUCCCUUCUCUUAGCCUUCUCUGUCUCUCCAUCUCUGGGUCUCAGUCUCUUUCUUUUUUCUGUCUUUUUUUCUGCCCAUUUCCGAGUUUUCCUAUCUUUAUGCUUCUGUGUGUCUAGGUCCUCUCUGUCUCUCCUCUUUUCACCUCAAUGUCUCUCCCUUCCUCUGUGUCUCUCCCGUCUGAGUCUUCCUGUCUCUUGGACUCCCCGUCUGUCUCUUCCUCUCUGGGUAUACGCAUCUCUCCCCGUCUGUAUCCUUCCCUUUCUGUGUCUCUCCUUUUGUCUCUCGUUUCUGGUUGUCAAAGGAAUUGUUUAAUCCGCUUAUUUACCCAUCUCCAUGGCGUCGAAAGUGACGCAGGCGCAAGGGGAUGUCGGAAGCCGAAAGAGGAGAUCACUCUGAUUGGCUGUCAACUUCUCUUUGCCCCGCCCUGGCCCUGUGGCAUUCUGGGGGUCGUAGUCUCGUUUGUGGGACCAGCGGGCACGCGCAAUGUGGCCGGCCGCCAUCACGCCCCUUCAGGUUUCUGGCGGCAGGACCAGCCUCGGGGUACCGCGCAGCAGGAGGCAACAGGGCCCCACAAGGCCCUGGCCCAGCUGCAUGAGCUGUGCCGGGAGUGGUUGUGGCCCAAGACCCACACCAAGGAGCAGAUGCUGGAGCUGCUGGUGCUGGAACAGUUCCUGGGUGUCCUGCCUGAGAAGGUCCAGCCCUGGGUGGUGGCACAGUGUCCCGAGAGCUGCAAGGAGGCAGCUUCCCUGGUGGAGGACCUCACCAGGAUCCUGGGGGAGCCAGCCUGGUCCACGUUGGACACUACGCUUCCAGAACAGGGCAGCAUCAGUGAGCAGAAGCCUGAAGAGGCCGAGCCGAAGAAGCUGAAGUUGUUUCCAAACAUGCCUCCUGCACCUGGGGGAGUGGGCCUCCUCGGACCCCAUGGAGGAGAACCUGAGGAGCUACACAAAGCUGCUGCUGAGCGAGUAUCAGCUUUCCCAGCCUGAUGGUGUCUCCAGGUUGGAGAUAGAAGAACUUCCGCUGGUGGAAGGAGCAAUGCAAGGACUAGCCUCUCAGGCAGGAGGAGGCAGGAAAGCAGAGAGAGCAUGUGUGAGGACUACCAUGUGGGUGAGACGACGAUGGAGAGGUUCACAAGGGAAGAUUUUGUUUACCCCUCAUCAGGC
This is a messenger RNA of Loxodonta africana (African savanna elephant), 1281 nucleotides long. RefSeq names its product zinc finger and SCAN domain-containing protein 18. The coding region runs from base 265 to 1104 and encodes 279 amino acids. The record is from RefSeq and is a predicted model, not a curated record. Lineage: Eukaryota; Metazoa; Chordata; Mammalia; Proboscidea; Elephantidae. The transcript has 6 exons.